CACUCGUUGACUAUUAAGUAUUAAGAAUCAAAACAGUGAGGCAGAGGGAGAAAGAGAGAUAGAGAGAGAUGGGAUUACAUACGAUGCAGCAGCAGCAGCAGCAGCAGCAGCAGCAGCAGCUCCCCAUGGUUAAUCUCUCCGGGCUGAAUCCCAGCCAGCCCCACAGCAGUGACUGGGACGCUGCGCGCACGGCAGUGUUCCAGGCACUGGAGAAGUUCGGCUGCUUCCAGGCUGUGUACGACCGGAUCACGCCGGAGCUGAAAGGUUUGAUCUUUCGUGAGGCGAUGGAGGAUGUCUUCAGUCUACCUCUAGAGACUAAAAUGGGCAACAACCCCAAGUUUCCCUUAGGGGGAUUCAUCGGCAAUCUCCCAGACAUGACCUUUGAGAGCCUCCGGGUGGAUGAGGCUCCGGCCUUGGAUGCCGCCGAGAGGUUCACACACCUCAUGUGGCCGGAGGGCAACCCUAAAUUUUGCAACAUAGUGUGGAGUUUCGCCAAGAAGUUACAGCAGUUGGAACGAAUGGUUAUGAGGAUGAUUUUACAGAGCAUGGGUGUUGAGAAGCACAUGGAUUCUUUCACUGUGGAAUCGAAUUGCGGGCUGCGAUUAUCAAAGUAUUGGAUUUCUCCGGAUCAAUGUGUCAAGAGCGGAAUGGGUUCUCAUACUGAUGUGAGCUUUUUAACCAUCGUUUGCCAGCAUGAAGUCCAAGGGUUGGAGGUGCAAACUACAGAAGACUCUUGGAUAACUGUUAUGCCAUUACCAAACACUUACACUGUCAUGUUGGGGGAUGCCUUGGAGGCUUGGACAAACGGAAGACUGAAAGCUCCUGUGCAUAGGGGUGACAAUUACAAGCAAGGAGACAAGAUACUCUGUCCUUUUUGGGUCUCGACCAAGGGAUGGGGGCUCUGUGCAAACCCCGGAGGAGUUGGUGGAUGAAAGCCAUCCUUUAUUGUUUAGGCCAUACAAUUAUAGUGAAUACUUAAAAUUCAGGUUUUCUGAAGAAGGGACGAAGGCAAAGAAUGCAUUGAAGGCAUUUUGUGGUGUUGGAGAAGUGGAAAAAGAGUAGUGCUGUCAAUUUUAGAUUUUCUGAAGGAAGAGAGAAAGCCGAAAAUGACUCGAAGACAUUUUGCUAGUUUCCGGAGGUGGAGAAAAGUAAAGUCUAAUUUAUUUUCCAUCUGAUAUUGUGAUGUUGUGCAUGGAGAACUGCUACUGUUGUACUAUUAUAAGUUGAAGAUACUUGUU
This is a messenger RNA of Dioscorea cayenensis subsp. rotundata (Guinea yam), 1238 nucleotides long. Its product is annotated as probable inactive 2-oxoglutarate-dependent dioxygenase AOP2. Gene Ontology annotation, molecular function: dioxygenase activity. The record is from RefSeq and is a predicted model, not a curated record. The coding region runs from base 69 to 932 and encodes 287 amino acids. Lineage: Eukaryota; Viridiplantae; Streptophyta; Magnoliopsida; Dioscoreales; Dioscoreaceae. The transcript is spliced from 3 exons.